UCUGCUGAACCUUUAAUGUAUUUUUGAAGGAGAAGCAUAGACUUAUGGUGUGGAAAAGAAUAAUGGCUUUCUGGCUAAAGAAAGGAUACCUUCUUUUUCUCCAUAGAAAAUAUGAAGGGAGAAGCAAAGCUAAAAAAGCCAAGAAUAAUGAACAACCAACGCACCACAAUGCGGAAUCAGGUUCCAAAUAUUAAUAGCAAUAAUGUUGUUGUUAGUAUUCAAUGUUUUGAUAUUCUCUCGCCAAUCAAUACCAUCGUUAAACCCAGAUUUUGAAGUCCAUCCCUUUCAAGUUUUGGGAGAAACCCAUCAGUUUUUCUCUCUGUCUCUGUGUUUAAGCAUCAUAGGGGUUUAGAUUCCAGGAGAAAGGUUCUGUUUUUUUUUUUGUCAGUGAUUUAAUGACUGGAAAGUUUUUCUGGAUGGUUUUGAGGAUUCACAUGGACUGUAAUGGAUGUUACAGGAAAGUAAGAAGAGCUCUUCUCAGUAUAAAAGAGUUGGAGGACCAUUUGAUAGAACAAAAGCAGUGCAGGGUAAGCGUUUGUGGAAAGUUUAGCCCUCAAGAUAUAGCAAUCAAAAUAAGGAAGAAGACCAACCGCAGAGUAGAGAUAUUGGAGAUUCAAGAGUGUGAUACCUUCACUGAAAACAAUGAUAUCCAAGGACCCUUCAUCAUCAAUGCCUGGAAAUGCCAAUCCAACUAUGACCAAGCUGAAAUUUGUUGUAAGCAUGAAGGUAACAAAGAAGAAAAGGAAGAAUUAGCUUCGUCUAUAACAUAAACUGUUCUUCAUCUUUCAUAUUAUUUUGCCAUUUUUAUGUGUCACACAUGCAAAUUACUUCAUAAAACCAUAUGCAUUUAGUUGUUUACAAGUCGAAUAACAUAUAGUUGAUCAUGUAAGAAUUAAGCAGUCCAGUGCUUAUAGACGUUAUUUGGAAAACUUACUAUUUUAUUCACAAAUGAGCAAUUCGUAUUCAUAGA
This is a messenger RNA of Cucurbita moschata (crookneck pumpkin), 970 nucleotides long. RefSeq names its product heavy metal-associated isoprenylated plant protein 7-like. Bases 396 to 770 code for a protein of 124 amino acids. The record is from RefSeq and is a predicted model, not a curated record. Lineage: Eukaryota; Viridiplantae; Streptophyta; Magnoliopsida; Cucurbitales; Cucurbitaceae. Gene Ontology annotation, molecular function: metal ion binding. The transcript has 3 exons.